Molecule: messenger RNA, 2598 nt
Organism: Thlaspi arvense
Lineage: Eukaryota; Viridiplantae; Streptophyta; Magnoliopsida; Brassicales; Brassicaceae
Source: the annotation of a GenBank genome assembly
AAAAGACGGCCGUUUGGAGCAAGAAAAAAAAUAGGACCCCCACUAAGAAAAGUAUCGAAAAAUUAGCUGUCGAACAGCUCUGAAACAGUCUGUUUCUCUUUAGCUCUCAUAGAACAUCUCCUCCAUUUUCUCUCUUCCUUUUUAUAAAAACCUCUGCUUCUCCUCUCUCUUCUCUCCCAAAUUCCCAUCCUUUUCUCUCUCUCUUUUUAAUUUCUCUGAUCAUCGAGAAAUUCGAAUCAGUUAUGGCUCAAGAAGAGAUACAGAAACCUGCUGCUUCAACCACCACUUCCCCUGUUCCUUCUAAGGAGGAAACUACGGCGCCCGUUAAGGAGGUUUCUGCACCGGUUUCUGCUGAGAAAUCGGUGACAGCGCCUGCUCCGGAAGCCACGGAGGAGAAGGUUGUGGCUGAGAAAGAUGGGCCGGUUCCGGUGCCGGAACCGGAGGUGACGACGGAGAAGGUGGAAGAGAUCGCGACGGGGAAGGAGAUCUUGCAAACGGAAUCGUUUAAGGAGGAAGGCUAUUUGGCUUCAGAAUUGCCUGAAGCUGAGAAGAAUGCUUUGGCGGAGUUUAAGGAGAUGGUGAGGGAGGCUCUGAACAAGCGUGAAUUCACCGCGCCACCGCCUUCUCCGGCUAAGGAAGAGAAAGUUGAGGAGAAGGAAACAGAGGAAAAGAAGGAAGAGAAAACAGAGGAAGUAAAAACAGAGGAAAAAUUUGCUGUUGCUGAAACCAAACCGGAGGAGAAAUCUGCUGCUCCAGCCGUCUUAGAGACCAAGAAGGAGGAGAAAUCCGCCGCUCCUGCUCCGGUAGAGACAAAACCGGCUGCUUCUUCCGCCGAAGAAACCAAGAGGGAAGAGAAAUCGGUCGCUCCAACUCCGGUAGAGACAAAACCGGCUGCUCCGGUUGUCACAGAGGCAAAGAAGGAAGAGAAUCCCGCCGCUCCUACUCCGGUAGAGACCAAAUCAGCUGCCCCGGUCACCACAGAGACCAAGAAGGAAGAGAAACCGGCUCCGGUAGAGACUAAACCGGCAGCUCAAGAGACCAAGAAGGAAGAAGAGAAAGCAACCACCUCUGCUCCCGUAGAGACCAAACCGGCUGCUCCGGUCACCACCGAGACGAAGAAGGAAGAAGAGAAAGAAGCCGUAGUAACAAUCGAGAAGGCUUUCGCAGCCGAUCAAGAAGACGGAACCAAAACCGUCGAAGCAAUCGAAGAAUCGAUCGUCUCCAUCACUCUCCCAGAGACAGCUGCGUCCAUCGAGCCAGAAGAAGUCUCAGUCUGGGGAAUUCCACUUCUCGAAGACGAAAGAUCCGACGUUAUCCUCCUCAAGUUCCUCCGCGCACGCGAUUUCAAGGUCAAAGAAGCCUUCACGAUGCUGAAGAACACCGUCCAAUGGCGUAAAGACAACAACAUCGACGAACUCGUCGGAGAAGACCUCGAAGGAAGCGAGUUUGAGAAGAUGGUGUUCACUCACGGAGUUGACAAACAAGGCCACGUGGUGAUCUACAGCUCGUACGGUGAGUUUCAGAACAAGGAGAUAUUCUCAGACAAAGAGAAGCUCAACAAGUUCCUCAAAUGGAGGAUUCAGUUUCAAGAAAAGUGUGUGAGGUCUCUCGACUUUAGCCCCGAGGCUAAAUCGUCGUUCGUGUUUGUUAGCGACUUCAGGAACGCUCCUGGACUCGGUAAGAGAACAUUGUGGCAGUUUAUCAGACGUGCUGUUAAGCAGUUCGAAGACAAUUAUCCAGAAUUCGUCUCCAAAGAGCUGUUCAUUAAUGUUCCAUGGUGGUACAUUCCUUACUACAAAACAUUCGGGAGUAUCAUUACAUCGCCAAGGACAAGGAGCAAAAUGGUCCUUGCUGGUCCAUCCAAAUCCGCUGAAACCAUUUUCAAAUAUGUAGCUCCUGAAGUAGUCCCGGUUAAAUACGGUGGACUAAGCAAAGAAAGUCCGUUCACCGUUGAAGAUGGAGUCACCGAAGCCGUCGUUAAAUCUUCAUCGAAGCAUACCAUUGAAUUGCCUGCUUCCGAGGGUUGCACGCUCUCAUGGGAGCUUAGGGUUUUGGGCGCGGACGUGAGCUAUGGAGCUCAGUUUGAGCCAACCAACGAGGCAAGCUACACCGUGAUAGUCUCUAAGAACCGGAAAAUCGGUUUAACUGAUGAACCUGUGAUAACCGAUUCUUUCAAGGCGGGUGAACCGGGAAAGGUUGUGAUUACAAUUGAUAACCAAACCUUUAAGAAGAAGAAGGUGAUCUACAGGUCUAAAACCCAAGCAUAAGACUAUGUGCCCGAUCUUUGAAUGAAGACAAAAGGAAAAAUGGCUAUUUUGUUAUUUGGAGAGGGGGAGAGUUUUAUUAAUUUAAUUUAGCAUUUUUUAUUUGAUUUAUGUAUUUUUCUAAUAAACCUUUAAAAAGGGGUUUGUGUUUUGUACGAUGGUUUUGAUUUGUUUUGGUGAUGGGAUUUUUUUUGUUGAUGAUUCUUAUAUAUACAACUGUUUUGUGUGCCGAGAUGUGAUUACCACUCAAAAAAUAGUUGUGUUACUCUGAACUUAUAUUUGUUUUCUUCGAACUCAAAAAAUCAAUUCGAAUCAGAUAAUUAUGUUAUGUAAA